Dendroctonus ponderosae (mountain pine beetle) is the source of this 2111-nucleotide messenger RNA. Its product is annotated as CDK5RAP1-like protein. The record is from RefSeq and is a predicted model, not a curated record. Gene Ontology annotation, biological process: tRNA modification; negative regulation of cyclin-dependent protein serine/threonine kinase activity. Gene Ontology annotation, cellular component: cytosol; mitochondrion. Lineage: Eukaryota; Metazoa; Arthropoda; Insecta; Coleoptera; Curculionidae. Gene Ontology annotation, molecular function: 4 iron, 4 sulfur cluster binding; tRNA-2-methylthio-N(6)-dimethylallyladenosine(37) synthase activity. Bases 264 to 2078 code for a protein of 604 amino acids. The transcript has 9 exons.
CUUUCGAACUGUCUUUAAUUUGAUAUGCGUUAGAAGUACUGUUUAUUUCCAAAUCCUUUAGUUUUAUCAACAAAAGACUGAAAUCACCCAGAUUACAAAAAAAUGUUAUGCUGGUUGCAUACUGUAGACGUCUACUCUCGAUGAAAAUAUCUAAACUGUUAACCUCAAUGUAUUGUUGACAAAGUUUUAAAUAGCAAAUAUUAAUGACUAAUUGUAGCUUUAUACACUAUCUGUUAUGUUAACUUUACCGGAAAGCCUCCAUAAUGAACCUUAGCGUAAAAUCACCGAUAUUUCACACAGUCGUGAAAAGUGCAUUGAAAUCAACACAUUUUUCAAAGUCUGUCUUUGGACUGCGAUACAUCUCGUGUACAAAUAUCAGCUGCAAUCAAGCACCAGCACAGGACGGUGGUCAAGGAGCGCCUGCUACAACUGCUGAGUUCAGGAAUAAGUUGCUAAACGGGCCUAAUUUGAAGGAUUUUUUCAAAGACGAACAUUUGAAGCAACAGGACCAUUUACCAGAUGAAGAGGUGGUGCCCUACUUGAUCCAAUCGAUGACUUAUGGCGAAAACAGAAAGGUAUUUUUCGAAGUAUAUGGAUGCCAAAUGAAUGUGAGUGAUACAGAGGUAAUAUGGUCAAUUCUUAAAAACAGUCAUUACAAGAAAACGGAUGAUAUACAAGAAGCGGACGUUAUUUUAAUCGUUACUUGUGCCAUCAGAGAAAGUGCAGAGGAGCGGAUUUGGGGCCGUUUAGAAAGUCUCAAAGGCAUUAGAAGGACAAGAUCGAAAACACGACCUAAUUUGAAAAUCGGAAUACUGGGAUGUAUGGCCGAAAGGCUCAAGCAAAAAGUGUUGGAAACCGACAAAUCAGUGGAUUUAGUUGUUGGUCCAGAUGCCUAUAGAGACUUGCCAAGGCUCUUAGCUUUGACUGCCAAUGAUCAAAAGUCAAUAAACGUGCAGCUUUCGUUUGAUGAAACCUAUGCAGAUAUCACACCCAUACGAUUAAACGAGAAUUCAGUGUCUGCCUUUGUGUCUAUCAUGAGAGGGUGCGAUAAUAUGUGCACGUACUGUAUAGUUCCGUUCACUAGAGGCAGGGAACGCUCGCGCCCAGUCAGUUCGAUUUUAAAAGAAGUUGAACAUCUAUCGCAAAACGGAGUCAAGGAAAUUACAUUAUUAGGCCAGAACGUUAAUAGCUACCGGGAUACAUCUGAAAUCGACUCGACGGAGAAUGUGACCAGCUUGGCCAAGGGCUUUAAAACAGUGUACAAACUGAAGAAGGGUGGUCUGCGAUUUGCGGACUUAUUACACAGAGUUUCAGAGCUAAAUCCUGAAAUGAGAGUGCGAUUUACUUCUCCGCAUCCCAAAGAUUUCCCCGAUGAAGUAAUCGAGGUGAUCCGAAACCAGGCCAAUAUUUGCAAAAAUCUGCACAUGCCGGCCCAGUCUGGAAAUUCAGCAGUUUUGGAAAGAAUGAGACGCGGCUACACAAGAGAGGCAUAUUUGGAAUUAGUGGCUCAUAUUAGAAACCGAAUUCCUGAUGUUGCUCUGACUUCCGAUUUCAUUUGCGGCUUUUGUUCGGAGACGGACGAAGAGUUCGAAGAUACUAUCACACUGAUGGAAGAAGUCAAGUAUCAUUCGGCCUUUGUGUUCCCUUAUAGUAUGCGCGAAAAAACCACAGCCCAUCGUCGAUUCAAAGACGAUGUUCCCCAGGAAGUGAAAAUGCAACGGCUGCAAAGGAUGAUCGAGGUCUAUCGGAGGCACUCAUAUGUAUUGAAUUGCUCAGAGAUUGGUCACACCCAUUUGGUUUUGGUGGAGGGAUUGAGCAAACGAUCUGACCAAUGCUUCCAAGGCAGGAACAAUAAUAACGUUAAGGUGAUCCUGCCGGGAACUGAUCCAAUACCUGCGAAAAAUGGACAGUAUAUGAAGCUUUUGAAGCCUGGAGACUAUGUAGCUGUUCACAUAAAUGCCGCCAGCUCUCAAGUGUUAAAAGGCAUACCAUUGUACUAUACCGGGCUACAAGAGUUCUAUGAAAAGCACGACUGGCAUCAUGCUGCUGAUAGAUUAACUUUGCCUUUCCAAGGCUAAUUGUAAUGCGGAUUAAUAAAUGUGUUUUGAUUA